Molecule: messenger RNA, 1233 nt
Organism: Trichoderma citrinoviride
Lineage: Eukaryota; Fungi; Ascomycota; Sordariomycetes; Hypocreales; Hypocreaceae
Product: DnaJ-domain-containing protein
Exons: 3
Coding region: 1-1233 (410 amino acids)
Biological process (GO): protein refolding
Cellular component (GO): cytoplasm
Source: RefSeq, a predicted model, not a curated record
AUGGCUCCCAGCCAAAUCACCGAAGAUUAUUACAAAGUUCUCGGCAUACCCCAGUCGGCAGGGAGUGAUGCGAUACGAACCAGCUAUAGAAAGCUUGCCUUGAAAUAUCAUCCAGAUCGGAAUCCAAACAAUCCUCAAGCAACAGCUCAGUUUCAGCUGCUCGAGGCCGCAUACUCUACCCUAUUUGAUCCCGAACGGCGGCGACUCUACGAUAUACAGUAUGAAUCCAUCAAGCGGAAUUCAGCAAAGCCAGACGCAAGCCAAAACCCACCGCCACCGCAAGCGAGUAACAAAAAACCCGACCAGUCAUAUAAGAUACAGAUGGAAAAGCUAGAGGCGACGAUACAACAACUGCGAAAUAGAAAGGAUGAACUUGCAAGACAAUUGGCCAAAGCAAGAGAUGAGCUACAAGCGCAGGCGGAUAUGGACGCAGAGGAAGAGGCCAGCAGGAACAGUUGGUAUGGUUAUUUCUUCGCCAAAAGUCAAUCAGCGGAAGAGAAACUAGCAAGGCAGCGGCGUAUGGUGGACAAUAGAGCCGCUCGAACUGUGCGAGAAGCAGAACUGAAGCGUCUCACGAGCCGUGUUGCCACUGCUCAGUCCCUGGUCGAGGACAUCCAAAGGCGGGUGCAGGAGAAAGUCAGCGAAAGGCACAGAUUGCAAAUGCAGGAGACGAGACGGCAGCAAGACGCUCGAUUGGCAGAAUUGAGGCGACAACAAGCGAUGCAAAGAGAAAGAGAAGAAAGGGCACGAGAAGAGGCAGAAAGAAGACAAAGAGAGGAAUGGGCCGAACGAGUUCGAAAGGCGCAGGAGGCUGAACGAGUAUGGAAGGCGGAAGAGGCUGAACGACGAAAGGCACAAGAAGCCGAGAGACUACGAAGAGCAGAAGAAGCCAAAAAACAUGACGAGUUCUUGUGGCAAUUUUUGGAAGAUCUGCCAACGGAGUACUCCAAUACAAGAGAGACAUUUCAACCUGCAAAGCAGACAAAGACUGGCAGCGAAAGAUCCCAAAGAGGGAAAAGGUCUAGAGCAGGUAACACAAUGGGCGGACAGUGGGGGGAAGCAUCAGACAUCAGAGACUCUCUCUGUCUGCACAGGUCCUGGUGGGAAAAAGAGGAUGGACGCCACGAAUGCGAGCGAUGUCUGGACACGACACGCCGUUUUGCAUUUCGUUGCCCGAGCUGCCGUAUGGUUGCCUGUGCUGAUUGCCGUAACAUCUUGAAGAGACGAUUGUAG